AUGAUAGGCUCUACAAUCAUGAAAUUAAUUUGUUUAAUGUUGCUGAUAUUGCUAAUAUUUGAUAUAUCUAGUUCUACGCAUAUCAGUGGCACUUUUAACACCAAUGAUUUUUUCAAGUUCCUUAUAAAGUUUGGCUUUCAAAAGACAGACCAACAUAAACAAAAAGAUUCUUAUGGUUAUAUUUUUGGAAAUAUCACUUCAAAAACAAACUUUUCUCAAAGCAUUACCUUAGCUGUACUUGAUCGGGGACACUUUUUAGAAUAUUAUGGAAAUCGUGUAAUAAGAAAUAAGAAGGUUGCAUGUGCCAUGAUGUUUAAAACAUUGAAUCAGACUUCAUACGAUAUAAAAUGUAAUGACAAUGGUCAAGAUUAUUUAAGAAGAAUACCCUGUCCGAAAGGAAAACUGUGUGUAGAUGAAAAUUUACCUUGGAAUGUCAUCAGUGGAAAUCAAUUUACAUAUAUUAUUAAAGAUAUCUGGCAGCCACGUUUCUGGUACAUUAGUUUAAUAGCUUGUUACAGAAAUAAUGAAACUUGCCAAUGGGAGUAUUAUGAUAAGUACAACGAACUAGAUUAUGAUAUCUGGUUGGUCAAUGGAAAUCCUAAUAACAGUGGUUUAAAUAGUUUAACGUAUCAAUUUUCAUAUGAUAGGCAGAACACUAUAGAAUUUUAUUUGCUCUUCUUUGUUUGUUAUAUUAUCUUAGUUCCACUACAAUUGUAUGCUGUAAGAUUACAAAGACAUCCUGUCACAAGACUUUUUACAGCAAGUCUUCUGUUAGAAUUCAUGGCUAUAUGUCUAAUUCUUAUUCAUGUUUUAAAAUUUGCCUUUGAUGGUAUUGGCUAUGAGCAAUUAGAGAUAGCUGGCGAUAUUCUGGAUAUCCUUUCAAGAACAUCAUUUAUGUUAUUGCUGCUUUUAUUGGCAAAAGGGUGGGCAGUAACUCGACAAGAAUUGACGUGGAAGCCCUUGGUGUUUGCUAUAUGGCUUUGUUAUGGCAUUGUUCAUAUUAUGCUAUAUAUAUGGAAUAUGACAGAAGUUGACAUUAUUGAAGAUAUUGAUGAAUACCAAACAUGGCCAGGUUGGUUUAUACUAUUUUUUCGCAGUAUAAUUAUGGUCUGGUUUUUGUAUGAACUUCGCAAUACUAUGACCUAUGAACACAACACUCAGAAAUUAAAUUUUCUACUUCACUUCGGUGCUUCUUCAUUAGUAUGGUUUAUUUACCUUCCUAUAAUAGCACUCAUUGCUCUUCAAAUAAGUGCAUUAUGGAGGUUUAAACUCUUACUAGGCAUUACAUACUCUGUUGACUGCUUUGCUUACUGUGUAAUGGCGCAUCUUCUCUGGCCAACACGUAGUGAACAGUACUUCUUAUUGGCCCAGGGCACCGAUAAUGGCGACGAACUCGACGAAUUCAACGAAGCACCACACGUAUUGAAUAAUUACGUUGAACCGCCGGAGUUGAGCAAAGUAAUAACUUAAGCUUUUGACAUUAGUCUCCAAAGGAAAUGCACAUUGUGCACAUUCUUAUAUGCAUACGCACACGCGCACUUCCUUGCGCAACCAGUCAUUCAUUAAUAAAUUACAACUAUGUGUAAUAAAAGAAAUCUUUAUUUUCUUUAAUUACAUCAUUAAGCUGUGUUUAAACCAUUAACAAUAUUUUUAUUAAUCUUGAAAAUAUGGAAUAAUUGCUAUUAAAUUCAUUGUAA
Molecule: messenger RNA, 1697 nt
Organism: Ceratosolen solmsi marchali
Lineage: Eukaryota; Metazoa; Arthropoda; Insecta; Hymenoptera; Agaonidae
Product: transmembrane protein 145
Exons: 5
Coding region: 1-1470 (489 amino acids)
Biological process (GO): G protein-coupled receptor signaling pathway; response to pheromone
Source: RefSeq, a predicted model, not a curated record